GAGAAAGUAUUUAGUUGCUUGAAGCAGCCAAUGUUAAUAAUAGGAUUAAUUACUUUCAAAUAAAACGUUUAAAUUUUAUAAUAAACGUUUAGUUUUCGUCAUACGCCAUGGGUAAUCAGCUGGUAGGAAUAGCUCCAAGCCAAAUUUUUCCAGUUGAACAUUAUUUGACAGAUCACAGUGAUCUUAGAUUUGAUAUAAGCUUGGGAAGUACAAGAUUUUUUAAGGUAGCUAGAGCUCAAAGUCAAGAAGGUUUACUUGUAGUGAAAGUAUUUGCAAUACAUGAUCCUACUUUGCCUUUGCUAUCCUAUAAAGAUAAAUUAGAAGAUAUAAGAUCAAAACUAGCCUCUGCUGUAAAUUGUUUACCAUUUCAGCGAAUGAUUUUGACAGAAAAAGCUGGCUUUAUUAUGAGAGAGUACAUGAAGUAUUCUCUAUAUGAUCGCAUUAGUACUAGACCUUUUUUAUCAAUUAUAGAAAAAAAGUGGAUUGCAUUUCAAGUAUUAUAUGCUUUGCAUCAAGCACAUAAAUUUGGUAUCUGUCAUGGAGAUAUUAAACUUGAAAAUAUUAUGAUAACUAGUUGGAAUUGGGUUCUUUUAACAGAUUUUGCGAGUUUUAAACCAACAUAUUUACCAGAAGAUAAUCCUGCUGAUUUUUCUUAUUUUUUUGAUACAUCUAGAAGAAGAACUUGCUACAUUGCACCUGAACGUUUUGUUAAAACAUUAACUACAGAGUUUAAUAAUACUUUACUUUUUCCUGAACAAGAGCUUAAAACAGGUGAUUUACAUCCAAUGAUGGAUAUUUUCUCAGCAGGUUGUGCUUUAACAGAAUUAUAUAAUGAAGGACAUCCUCCAUUUGAUUUUUCCCAACUUUUGGCUUAUAGAAAUGGUGAAUAUUCUGCAAAUAAACAUCUUGAUAAUGUAGACGAUUUAGGGAUUAGAGAGUUGUUAACUUCGAUGAUAGAAAAGAAUCCAGUGAAUCGCAAAAGUGCUGAACUUUACUUAUCUCAAGCACGUGGAAAAGUAUUUCCAGAAUAUUUUUAUGGAUUUUUACAAUCAUAUAUGCAGAUUUUCUCAGCUGCCCCCAUUCUGUCACCUGAUGAGAAAAUUAACAGAUUGAAAAAAGAUAUUAACAAUAUUACUAAUAUGUUUAAAAAACAAAAUAAAAUAAAGGAACAAGUCUUAGAAAAUUUUAAGUUAAGAAAUGAUAGAAACAUAAACUUUGAAAAAGUUAUUUUUGAUCAUAGUAAAAAAAAUAUUAUUACAAAGAAUGAUAGUGAAAAGAAUUUAGCGAAAAUUAAAAUAGAGAUAAAAGAUAUUCCGAAAUUAAAUGCAUCAAAUUCUUUAAUAAAUGAUAACUGGGACAAUAGUGUAAAAACAAAAAAUUGUAAAAACAAUUUAGAAUCAAUUAAUACCGAGGAAGGUUUAGUUAUUAUAACUCAACUUGUCACCUCUUGUAUACGAGGAUUACAUCAUUCACAGUCUAAACUUCAAAGUCUUGAAAUAUUACUUGAGUUAGCUGAUAAUACAUUUGAAGAAACAAUUUUAGAUAGAAUUUUACCUUUCAUUUUUCAUUUAGUUCACGACCCAUCACCAAGAGUCAGAGUAUCAGCUAUUCAUACAUUAACAAAAUGUCUUUAUCUUGUGAAAACGAUUCCACCAUCAGAUAUAAAUAUUUUCCCAGAAUACAUAUUCCCUGGAUUAGCUCACCUUACCCAAGAUGAGGCAGUAAUUGUCAGAGCUUCAUAUGCAGAAAACAUUGCCCAUUUAGCUCAUAUUGCCCUUCAAUACUUGGAAAAAUCUCACGUUUCAACAAUAGAAAAUAAAGAAAUAUUGAGAUCAAGUUAUGAUAUUGAACUUCAGACUUUGCAUGAAAUGGUACAACAAUCAGUGUCAAUGCUAUUAACAGACCAGCAAAAUUUAGUAAAACAAACUUUGAUGGAAAAUGGUAUAAAUAAGUUAUGUGUUUUCUUUGGUAAACAAAAAGCAAAUGAUGUUUUAUUAAGUCAUAUUAUUACAUUUUUAAAUGACAAAGAUGAUAAGCAAUUAAGAGGAUCUUUUUUUGAAUGCAUUAUUGACGUAGCUGCUUAUGUUGGGUGGCAUUGCAGUCCAAUAUUGAUGCCUUUACUUCAACAAGGAUUGACAGAUCCAGAAGAAUUUGUAACAACUAAAGCUAUUAAUGCAAUGGCUACAUUAACAGAACUUGGACUUUUACACAAAUCAGCUUUAUAUCAAUUACUUCUGGAAACUGUAGUUUUUUUAGUGCAUCCUAAUUUAUGGAUUAGACAUGCAACUGUUGGAUUUAUAUCAGCUGCAGCACGAACUCUCAAUAUAGUUGAUGUACAAUGUAAAGUUCAGCCAAUGAUACAGCCAUAUUUAAAGAAUCAUCUUAUACAAAUAGAAACAGAAGUUUUACUAUUAGAAGCAUUAAUCAGUCCAAUACCUCACAUAGUUUUUGAUUCUGUAAUAAAAUACCAUGAUAUCGAAGAACUUUUUCAUGUUUUUGAACAAAGACAAGCUGCCAGAGCUAAAGCUAUCACUGGUAUAGUUCCACAAUACAAUGAUAUGAGUACAGCCUUACGUAAUCUGUUUAGGCGUCUAAAUUCUGAACCCAUGACUGAAACUGUUGAAGAUCAAUUAAUAAUGAUGAAAUCUCAUUUGCUGAAAAUUAAUAAAUACCGUAAUUUAGUAGAUGCUAAGUUUCAACUCUCACCUUCAGAUGGCAAAAUAGAGCUUGGAUCAAUGAAACAUAAAAUUAGUCACCAUAUUCUUAUACUUUAUCCUGAUAUCAAAGGAGACAUAAGUCUUCCAUCAAUAAAAAAAUUAGAUCGCAAAACAUCUGACAGUACUGCUACUUAUGCAACAAUGAAUCAGGAAUGGCGCACAAUGUUUGCUGCUCAUAAUAUGCAGCAUUCUGUUGUAAAAAUUUCUGAUAUGUCUACAAACAGUGGUAGCCCAUGUCAAAGUAUUCAUAGUAGUGAAAUUUAUCUGUCUCCACAACAUAGUUUAACAGAAACUAUGACUAGUAUCAAUGAUCACUCACUUCAUGAACGUUCUUAUAUACAAUACAGAUGUGCACCUUGCCGAUUAGAACUUAGACAACUUAUAUACAGAAAGCAAGAACAACAUGCGUCAGGCAUAAGAGCUCAACAUUGGGCUGACAAUAUUGCUUGGCAAGCGGGUUGUAGGUUACUGCCUAGUGGUUGGCGGCCACGUGGAGCUCUUAUAGCUUAUCUUCACGAGCAUAGAGCAGCUAUAAACCGAUUAAUUUCAGUGCCAGAUACUAGCCUCUUUGCAAGUAGUUCAUCAGAUGGUUGCAUUAAAAUUUGGGAUGCUAGUAAAAUGGAAGGACGAAACAUAGCUAAUCGUUCACGGCAAACUUAUGUGCACAGAAGUGGACCUUUGAUCGGCCUUGUUGUUUGUGAACAGGGCCAAUCAAUAGCAAGUACUGCUAGCCAGUCAGGCACUAUUUUCGUACUAAGAAUUGAAUCUAAUUCUAGUAAAAUGAAUGUUACAUACUCUAGACAACUUGAUUUACAAGAAGAAGGCUGUGCUGUAGAUCUUCAAUAUCUAGAUUCAGGAUCACAAUCAGUAUUAGUUUAUGCAACUCUUUACGGUUCACUGAUAGGUUGGGACUUGAGAUGUCCUGGAACUGCUUGGAGAUUGGAAAAUGACUUGAAACAUGGUGUUAUUACUUCUUUCUGCAUAAAUAAUUAUCAGCAAUGGUUGACACUGGGCACAAGUUCUGGAGUACAUAUUUGUUGGGAUUUAAGAUUUCAAUUACCAAUUAGUAAUAUUAAACAUCCCACUGGAGCACGAGUUAGAAGAGUCAUAACCCAUCCGAUAGAACAUUCCUGGAUAAUAUCCGCAGUUCAAGGAAAUAAUGAAAUAUCUAUGUGGAAUUUAGAGACAGGUUUCCGUCAAAUGGUUCUAUGGGCAUCAAGUGCACCUCCUUUGAGUCACUCACAAGGUGGACACAGCGUUUGUGCUAUGCAUUCUGCAUGCAUAGAUCGUUCAGGAUUUUUACUGGCUAGCGGUACCGAUAUGAGAUUACGAUUUUGGAAUUUACAAACACCAAAUGAAUCCUACGUUGUUCUACCUGCAGCUAACGAUUCCCUUGCGUCAAACUCUUUAGCAUAUGAGCAAAGGCUGAUAGAUGGAACAAAUGUAGUACAAGAAGUGCUAGCAAGUGGAAUAAAUGGCCAAAAUUCUAAUAGUACUUCAGGUAUUCGUAGUCGAAAUAUUGAAGAAGGCGGUCCUGGCCCAGAGACACUUCAUCCUGGUCAUCAUGAUACUAUUUCAGCAAUCACUAUGUCAAAUACAUGUAUACUUACCGGUAGUACAGAUGGUCUGAUACAAGUGUGGAAGUGAUUUUAAGUAAUAAAAAAAAAUUAUUUAUAUUCUGAGCAAAAAUCAUAUAAGAC
This is a messenger RNA of Ceratosolen solmsi marchali, 4417 nucleotides long. It is a transcript of the gene Vps15, whose product is annotated as vacuolar protein sorting 15. Gene Ontology annotation, biological process: macroautophagy; protein phosphorylation; autophagy of peroxisome. Gene Ontology annotation, cellular component: phosphatidylinositol 3-kinase complex, class III, type I; phosphatidylinositol 3-kinase complex, class III, type II; late endosome. Lineage: Eukaryota; Metazoa; Arthropoda; Insecta; Hymenoptera; Agaonidae. The coding region runs from base 108 to 4364 and encodes 1418 amino acids. The record is from RefSeq and is a predicted model, not a curated record. Gene Ontology annotation, molecular function: ATP binding; protein serine/threonine kinase activity; protein binding. The transcript has 15 exons.